Molecule: messenger RNA, 795 nt
Organism: Penicillium griseofulvum
Lineage: Eukaryota; Fungi; Ascomycota; Eurotiomycetes; Eurotiales; Aspergillaceae
Exons: 1
Coding region: 1-795 (264 amino acids)
Source: RefSeq, a predicted model, not a curated record
AUGGAGCCUUCAAAGCAGCCAUUGCUUCCCCCAAUUCCUCCCCCAGUACUUCCAAUCCCAACUCCAGAAACGCCCCCAGCAAUUUCCACCCCAGAACAACGAUAUGGCGAAAUCCAAGUCGCAGGAGCUAUUCGCCAACGAUGGCUCGAAGACCCAACAGACACCACAUGCCAAAUCCAACCCAGCACCCUAACCAUCGACGACCUCGUAGCAGAAAACUGGUACAUCGAUUCUGAAAAGCGCAGACUCCCAACGCAAAUUUCCAAAGACGCCGUCGCGCUCGGAUACGCCGAUGAAGCAAUCUACGACUAUUCCGCAGCCCAAACCGACGCCAAGGGUGCUCUCGGGAUUGCUGGUGCCGAAAACAUCUACACCCUCCUAGCUGGAAAGGGACUUCUCGUUGCCGAGGCAAUAUUCAGAAUUGACGGGCCUCAGUUUUCGCAGAUUGCCCGAGCUCAAAUGCAGGAGACUGCUGACCCCCAAACAUUGCGACACUUCUAUGUUUGUGAUAUUGUCAAUAUCGAUACUGGCAUGUUCGUGCAUAAUAGUCUCUAUUCCCCGAGCAAUGGUCUCACUUGGCCUCCGGUUUCUAAGGAUCCGCAAAUCUGGCUGUACAAUACACCCGAGUACCAGGGUCUGUUGGGUACGCGCAUUGGGAGGUGUGCGGUUUAUCUGGUGUUGGAGAUUUUUCCUAGAGGUACGUAUUACAUUUCUAGGAUUGUGACCUGGGAGAAGAGUUGUUCACUUGAGAUCAGGUUUGAUAUUGAACCUAUUCCUCCAUCGGGUGCUGCUUGA